AUGGGUUUGGGGGAUAGUAUACUUGGUGGGGUAAAUGGUACUCUCGAUGUGUUUGUGAGGAAGGCAAAGGACUUACCGAACUUGAGAAAAAUCGAUAAGCAAGAUCCAUUUGUGAAAUUGAGAAUUGCACAUAUAACAAUUGUUUCAGAUACAGUAUAUAGAGGCGGUCAAAUACCGGUUUUUGAUUUUCAUGCUGUAUUUGAGCUUACUCCAGGUAUGAAGCAUGAGUUGCAUGUGGAGUUAUAUGAUGAUCAUAAACAUGGGUCUAAAAUUAUUGGGAGAUGUGUUGUUGAUCUAAAGCCUGCUCUUUACAGUGAUCCUGAAGAUGGCUAUGAUCGUUGGUAUGAGCUAAAUCUGGGGGAUGAUGAGACAGGUAAGAUAUAUAUCGAGCUGACAUUUAAGCCACACACUCCGAACAGCCAGCCUGAAUCAUGCAUUCAAUCUGUAUCUUCUGCUGUUUCCCAUUCAGUUUCUAAAAGAGGGCCACCACUGCCAUCAGAGAUCCCUUACGUCCCAUAUGGUAAAGGGCAAUUAACACCAGGUCCACCGAAAAAGAGCCCAGAGUAUGUGCAUGGAGGUCAUGUGGGCCAACCGUUGCCUAUUCGAAGACGCGCUCCGGACACCCUCCAGUACAUUCCAGCAACUCCUGGUUCACAGCCAGAAAACGAAUUAAACGAGAUUCCCAACUUUAGCUCUAGCAUCGACUCCAUCGAGGACAUCGAACUGCGUAGCUCGCAUAAUUCGCAAGAAACAGGCAUUACUGCCAAACUGAAACAACUGAAGGAGAGAUGGAAUAAUUUUAAGCAAGGCAGUGGUGAGCACCAUCAAGAUACUCGCGCUGAUGUUGAUCUAGAAGCGCUACAAAGAGUAGUGGGUGUAAGUCCAGAACGUGUCAAAUCUACUUUAUCACAUCACUCGGCACAUUUGUCUAAGCUUGAAUUACAACCACCUCUACCACCAUUACCAGUGGACGCGGACAGAAAAUCUCGCAGUUUAAGCCCUUCACAAUACAGUCCACAGCAAAUAUCCAGAUCAAGAAGCCCUGCCUUUGUCCGCAAGUCGAUGGAUCUUCCACCACUCCCCCAAGAGGCUAUCCAUAGGCAGCCUCGUUUGCCUGUUAGAAAAAGACCUCCCUCUAAAUACUGA
Molecule: messenger RNA, 1146 nt
Organism: Eremothecium cymbalariae DBVPG#7215
Lineage: Eukaryota; Fungi; Ascomycota; Saccharomycetes; Saccharomycetales; Saccharomycetaceae
Gene: INN1
Product: Inn1p
Exons: 1
Coding region: 1-1146 (381 amino acids)
Source: RefSeq, a predicted model, not a curated record